UGCCUUCAACCUUGAUCAUAUAUACUUCGCUGUGUUCGAUUAAUCAAGUGCAGUGUCGCGUACUGUGAACCUGAAACAACAAAAGUUUGUCAUGUAAGACAUUGAAGAUUGAAUGCACAAAGAUUACCAUUUGUUUGAGUUUAUGCUGAAGGUCUUUGAUCAGCUGUUAACCGUAGGCUUGACUUUAUUUUAUUUCACUUUUGUGGAACAGAAAUGCCUUUCUUAAGUCCAGACUGGAGAUAUCCUGGAGAUCAAUGGCUGAAAACAAAUGAAAGUGGCAGCAUGUGGGAAAACGCCAAAAUAUACAGACUUAGGAUAUUUGAGACGAUUAAUGAAAAUGUUGUAAAACGAUUGUGUCGACAAGCACUAAAAGAUGAAAAUGAAUCAACGCCUUAUGCCAGUGAUUACCUUAGAGCAGUUUUUUAUCAGCCACAUAUACAUCUUCAAGCUGGCGCUACUCGUGAGAUAGCGACAACAACUACCAUCAGUGAAGCUUUACUUAAGCUAGAUACUAAGGCGGCUUUGAGGGAUAUAAGGAGGUUUGAUUACAUUUGCAAGAUAAUGGAACUUCUCAUAUCAGAACACUUUCAUAGACUAGCUGGUAGACUUCAACUGUUCCUUGUUGAACUUCUUAGAGAAGUGCUUAAGCAAGUCCAAGCUAGCUGCAAUCAAACGGCACGUUUUCGAAAACUCUUGGAUGCAUUAAAAGAAAAUUUAGAGAAAAAUGAGUACGAUCACAUAGGAAGUACUUUGCUUUGGACAAAUCACAGGAAAGCUUUAGAGGAGAUGUAUAGCUGCAUUGAUAACUUUGAUAUUGAGAAGAAAAUUCAAUCAAUUGCUACACAUCCUUCCCAUAAACUCAGGUCUUUAAGUGAACGUGAAAGCUCUACAGAAGAAUGCAUAAAACUUGAAAGGCUUCCGUCUGAAUGUUUAUCUCAUGUUCUCACUUACAUUGACUCUCCUCAAGACCUUGAAACAGCUUCAUUGGCUUCAAAUGCUCUAGCAAGUGUUGUUGAAGAUGAGCAUUUUUGGAGAACUUUAACUCUGACAUAUUUUGAUAUCAGUCAGAUACCAAGUGUUAAUUAUGGUCUUCCUGGAUGGCAUAGUCAACCUCCUGUAUCAAUAAGUGAUUGUAAUUGGAAACGCGCUUAUGUUCGACUUCUUAAAAGAUAUGGUGACAAUCAUGUUUAUCCAGCAAAGCUAGCUGUUUGUGAAGUUUGCUUUUGUUUAUUUUGGCCUAUCUUUGGGCAUCCAUGUCACUAUCCUAACAAGGAAUCACGAAUACGUCUCCUAUCUCCAAAUGAAUUUAUCCUGCUGUUUCAAAUUUGACAGUGUAAUUUGCAUUUUGCGUCUAUGCAAUGGUUACUGCUCUUCAAGGUAUCAAUAUUGGAGUGCCUUCAGUUCGUUUUUCCCCUUUAUUGACACACACAUAUAUACAUCCUUUUAUCUUCUUUAUUAAGUCUAUGCUUAUUCCCCCUAACCUGGAUCCCAAAGACUGUGCAUUUCCUCAGAUUAUGUGCAAUGUGUUAGUAGUCUUUUGUCAUUUAGUUCCUUUUUUUCUUCUUUUUGAUCGAUUAAUUUUUGAUAUUUUCAUCUCUACAAAGCGAAGUUUCUACCGAUCCACGUAUAUAAAUAUUUUCAAUUUUAUUUGAAAAGUAUUUUCAACAUGCUUUUUUGUGUUGAAUUGUCUUUCUUUUCGACUAAUUUCUGUCUCUAUCAGAGCCUAAACAUGUCACAAAAUACACACGAACCGUAUUUAAACUGUGAUCUCAGCACAACAAAAAGUGUUUAAUAUUGUCUUUAUUUUCGCGCCAGUGAAUACUUGAAAGUUUAUCUGUAUUUAUUUACUGAAUUAUUUAUUUAUUUAUUUAUUAAUAUAUUUAUUUAUCUGUUUACUGAUUUUUAUUUACCUUCUUUUUUGUUUACUUAUGUUUUUGACAAGAUUUAUUUUUUGUUUGCCUUUUGUUUCUUUUCGUUUUCUGUUCAAGUUAAAGAGCGACAAGACAAAAACAAGAUUUAUUGUUUUUGUCACUUGUUUGCUUUCAUAUAUAAUGCAUACAUAUGCAUAUUCA
Messenger RNA from Trichobilharzia szidati, 2072 nucleotides. The record is from the annotation of a GenBank genome assembly. NCBI's taxonomy places the organism in Eukaryota, Metazoa, Platyhelminthes, Trematoda, Strigeidida, Schistosomatidae.